UUUGUGCUGGAGGCAGCAGCCCCUACCCAGCACAGAGGGGUCUCCAGAGGCUAGCUGUAGUUGGGGAGCUGGUGCCUUUGCUCCAGCCUUGCUGGAACCCUUUUCCCCCUCCCCUUUUUGUAAGACUUGGGUAAUUCCCUUGCACACCUUCCUGACUCCUGAUUUAUUCAUUCAGGUGUUCAAGAUGUCAUUGAAGGUGCAGACGAGCAACAUAACGAACAAGAAUGACCCCAAGUCCAUCAACUCCAGAGUCUUCAUCGGCAAUCUCAACACAGCUGUGGUCAAGAAGUCAGAUGUGGAGACCAUUUUCUCCAAGUACGGCCGCGUGGUGGGCUGCUCCGUUCACAAGGGCUAUGCCUUCGUACAGUACUCCAACGAAAGGCACGCUCGUGCCGCCGUGCUGGGUGAGAACGGACGCGUGCUUGCAGGCCAGACACUGGAUAUCAACAUGGCUGGGGAACCUAAACCUAACAGACCUAAGGGGCUGAAGAGAGCAGCCUCCACAUUAUACAGCGGCUAUGACUUCGACUAUGACUAUUACAGAGACGAUUUCUACGACAGGCUCUUUGAGUACCGGGGCCGGGUGUCUCCGGUGCCCAGGGUGGUUCCAGUGAAGCGGCCGCGGGUCACCAUCCCCCUCGUCCGGCGUGUGAAGGCAACUCUCCCUGUCAAGCUCUUCGCUAGAUCGGCUGCCAUUGCCAACAGCUCGGCCAAGCUGAAGUUGAAGUGCAGUGAGCUUCAAACCAUCAAAACUGAGCUGACACAGAUCAAAUCCAACAUCGAUGCUCUGCUGGGCCGGCUGGAGCAGAUUGCUGAGGAACAGAAACAGUCCACAGAGGUACGGAAGAAGGUGGAUGGCAGCAAAAGCGAAGUCUCACAGGAAGACACAGCGUCAGAGGCAGAGGUCAACACAGAGGAGCCACUGAAUGGAGAUGAGGGAGAGGAGGAGGGCCUUGCACGGGAUGAGUGUGAAGAUGAACUGCCCAUUUAGAACAGCAGUGAGCGAUGGUGUGAGGAAAGCACGAGGCUAAACCCUGCCCUGGCACGUUGAGCAAGACAAGCUAAAUUGAAGUGCUGCUGUCAUCUCUACCUGGCAUUCAAAAGGAGAAACAUGGCCCAACAUCUUCCACCCAUCUGUAAAGCAAAGACAAAGAAAACUCAUCCCAGCAGAUCCCCACGACCCCGUGCAAUGGAUUCAGAGCUCUGCAGCGAGCACAGGCAGCAACCAAACCCUGCGUGAUCCAUAAUCACCCCUGGCUGGGUAUGGACCCAGUGAGUCAGAGAUGAUACAGGGCUGUUGGCAGGAGAGGAAGGACAACUAAGACCAUCUCAAUAAAGACUUUUUUUUCCCAUGCUAGGUGAGAGCCAGAGCAUUUGGUAACUGGGGGAAAAGUACUGUCUCAGUUUGGACAAUUUGUGUUCUCACACUUAAGGUCACUUUGAGGAACAGGGUGUGGGGUGAGCUCUUCUGCCAGAGCGGUCACCUCCUGCUGUGGCUCUCAUCCCAUGCGCUGCUUCCAGGCAGACAGGAGCUGGUGGCUGUGCAUGUGCUGUGCUCUUUGCAGCUGCUUGAAGAGAGGAGAAGGUAAGGAGAUGCUGCCUGCAGGAGAGCAAGUGAUCCAAAGCAGGAGAAACAAGACAUGCGUCGUCUUCAGCCAUACAGCAGAAAAGAGGUGCAAGCAUGCAUCAAGCAGGUGGAUGCAACCUUCUGGAGCAGCAGCUCCCUGGAAGGGCUGUGACCCAUCUCCAGCCAGAGCAGUCAGCCCCUGCCCUGCUGCUCACAUCUGUUCCUCAGCUGGCUCUCCUGAGUCUCUGGGGCAUCAGGACAGUGCUGUGCAGCUGCUGACCACCACAGCUGUGCUCCAUCAUCCAAUGGCUCUGCAGUGCAGCUCCUGAGCGUGCUGAGGCCGAUUACAGUGACCCCAGCACAACGUGUGUGAGUGUGCAAGCAUCUCUUUCUCCUGCUUUUGACCCAUGCCACGUCCUGCAAGUAGGAGGCUGAAGCAGUCCUUUCUCACUACAACACCCAAGAAGUCUCUCAGCCCUUCUCAUCUUGUUCCUUCCUCUUCCAUGUGCUUAUGCAGUUUUUCUGGGUUCAGAGGCAGAUGGGGCUGAGACUCACGCAGCACUUUAUUCAGAUCAGUUGUGUCCUGCCCAUCUCCCCUCUGUUUCCCACUCCCCCUCCAAAACACACACACAAUCAGUGCUUUGAAUCCAGAAUGCUGUCCACACCUUCUCCUCAGUCCAACAGCCCAUGUGCACCCCCCGGACUGCACAGGGUGCUCUGAAAGGGGACUCCUGCUUUCUGCUCCAGCGCUCAAAGCCAGACCUCUUCUACAGCAUCUCUCUCUGAAGGGUGGAGGGGAGAACAGGUCAUGGGGGCACCGCUUCCCUGCCCAGAGGACCAUCCUGGAGCAAGCAUGGCUCUUGAAGCACAAUGUUUUAUUUGCAUUUCUUAGUUUUGAAUAAGUCAUGAGGGAAUUAAGGGAUCACCGUGCUUUCCCCUACCUUUUUCCGGUUCCUGUACACUUUAUCCAUUGUGUUGUACUGAGCCGUUGUAGAGCUGUUUUCUAGGCUUUGAGAGAUGAGCUGCGGUUUUUGCUAUGAACUGGCUGUGAUGCUGCUGUCUGGGAGAAAGGUGACCUUGUACAUACGAUCCUGUAUAAUAAAAGAAAGAAAU
Messenger RNA from Phasianus colchicus (ring-necked pheasant), 2680 nucleotides. It is a transcript of the gene RALY, whose product is annotated as RALY heterogeneous nuclear ribonucleoprotein. Gene Ontology annotation, cellular component: nucleus. NCBI's taxonomy places the organism in Eukaryota, Metazoa, Chordata, Aves, Galliformes, Phasianidae. Gene Ontology annotation, molecular function: RNA binding. The record is from RefSeq and is a predicted model, not a curated record.